This is a messenger RNA of Sebastes umbrosus (honeycomb rockfish), 2757 nucleotides long. RefSeq names its product insulinoma-associated 1a (gene insm1a). The transcript has a single exon. The coding region runs from base 185 to 1594 and encodes 469 amino acids. Gene Ontology annotation, biological process: negative regulation of transcription by RNA polymerase II; regulation of cell cycle process; neuron differentiation. Gene Ontology annotation, cellular component: transcription repressor complex; nucleus. Gene Ontology annotation, molecular function: RNA polymerase II cis-regulatory region sequence-specific DNA binding; DNA-binding transcription repressor activity, RNA polymerase II-specific. NCBI's taxonomy places the organism in Eukaryota, Metazoa, Chordata, Actinopteri, Perciformes, Sebastidae. The record is from RefSeq and is a predicted model, not a curated record.
UUUCUGUGUUGUUAGUGAAGCAGCUCGGAGGAGAACAGAGAACAGAGAACAGAGAACAGAGAACAGAGAACAGAGGACCAGCAGCAGCAGCAGGAGAGGAAACAACAGAAAGAAGCAUCAGAUGAAGUGAACGAGGAUCUGUUCUCGUCCAAAGUGCCUUCAGCUCUCCGUCCAGCAGCGAAACAUGCCGAGAGGAUUCCUGGUGAAGCGGAACAAGAAGAGCAACCCGGUGUCCUACCGGGUCCGCUCGGAGAAGGAGGAACCGGAGCGAUCCGCCGCUGACGCGCCGCCGCCUCCGGUACCGCUGCCGCUGCCGCUGCGCUGCGCGCCGCUCGUCUCCGUCCCGGUGCGCGUACAGACGCCGACGCCCACCUGCGGAGCUGCGGCCACGGCUCCGGAGCGGGUCUGCAGACCGGUGCAGUUCGGGAACCCGGAGGUGGUUUACCAGACUCUCUACAGCCCGACCCGCCCGGUCAGCCAGGACCAUGACCGCUCCUACCUGGAGAGACGCGUCAAUCUCGGAUCACCUGUCUCCGCUGCGUCUUACCCGACUUCAGCAGCCCUCCCAGCUCUGGACCACCUCUACAACCCGGUGGACCUGAAAACCGGCUCCAGCAGCCGCAGCGAAGCCCGGGCCACACACACCGCGUCGCUCAAGCGACUGUCCAGCGACACAUCCAGCGCGUCGCUCCCCACCGCGGCGACCAAGCGGCCGCACAGCGACACCGAGCGCAAAAGCAAACCAGCCUCCAAGAAAACCAAAGCGAUCCGGAAACUGCACUUUGAGGAUGAUGUCACCACGUCUCCGGUUCUGGGGCUCAAGAUUAAAGAGCCUCCGGUGGACCCGAGACCUCAGCAGCCCGGCGGAGACAACAACGUCCCGAUGGGGGAGUUCGUGUGCCAGCUGUGCCGCGAGGCGUACGCGGACCCGUUCUCUCUGGCGCAGCACAAGUGCUCCCGGAUCGUCCGGGUCGAGUACCGGUGUCCUGAGUGUGACAAGGUGUUCAGCUGCCCGGCGAACCUCGCCUCGCACCGGCGCUGGCACAAACCGAAGCCGCAGAGCGCAGCCGCUGCCAGUGCGCAACAUUUGGAGACGGCGUCCGGUAAGACGGCACCGGAUGAAGCAAAGGAUUCUAGUGAUAGGGACACGCCCAGUCCCGGACCGUCCGAGUCCGGCUCAGAGGAAGGGCUGUAUGAUUGUAAUCACUGUGGGAAAAAGUUUAAGCGCCAAGCGUACCUGAGGAAGCACCUGGCGUCUCAGCACGGCUCCCCGAAACCGGCGGUGGCGGUGGUAGUGGCAGUGGCGGAGGACUUGGACGCGCCGCCUGCGGCGGCCUGCGAGCAGAAUGCGGCGCCGCUCAACCUGAGCGCCUCCAGCUGCCACCUGUGUCCCGUCUGCGGGGAGAACUUCACCAACAGAGGCAGCCAGGAGCGCCACAUCCGCCUGCUGCACUCCUCGCAGGUUUACCCGUGUAAGUACUGCCCCGCCGUGUUCUACAGCUCGCCGGGACUCACCAGACACAUCAACAAGUGCCACCCAUCUGAGAACCGGCAGGUGAUCCUGCUGCAGAUGCCGCUGCGCCCCGCCUGCUGAUCCGGGACUUUAAAGGCUGCUUUCACACCGAAACACGGAGAACAAGAAUCCAGCUCUGAUUGUGAGACUUUAAGGUUACACUGCAAAAACAUCCGGAAGGCUCCUGAAGUCUGAAAUCAAGUGAAACAUAGAUGAGUGAUUUAUUUCCUCUUGUUUCAGGUAUUUGGUUAAAAAAAAUCACCAAAUUUUAAUCAGUUCUCCUCUUUUAAGACCUUUAACACCCUGAACUCUGAAUUCAUUCAACACUUCUAGAAGAAUGUCCCUGUGUUUGUCUCGUUCUGGGAUGUUAAUUCAAGCUCAUCGACGGAUGUUUUUGCAGUGUAACUCUGUAGAGGUCAAAGGUCACCGCUCACCUGCAGCUGGCAGGGAUUCAGUGCCUUGCCCGAGGACACUUCAGCAGGUUGUGUGUGUUUGAACCCUGGCCUAUAAUCCCCCCCACUACCCACCACCCCAUCUCUGACGUCACUCUCCAAACACUUAAAGCGUUAGACUGUUAAUUUAUUUUUCUAGCAUCUCUGCACAAGUGCUAUUAGCUUCUAGACCUAAGAGAGAGGAGACGACCUGUAGCCGACGAAGAGCCGAACUCACCUUAUCUCAUCACUCGGACUAGCUUUAACGUAUAUAGCUUGUGGAUCUGUGGAUCAGUAGCUGUCGCCUGAAAACAAGAAGAGUCGAAGUAGUGUAGCCGGUUAAUGCCUUCUGGAUUAGAGCUGUAAAACUGCCUUAAACUGAUCUGAUUGUCUUUUUAUUUAUUGAUCUCUGGCUGGGUACGAUAUGAUUAUUAUUUUUUACAAAGCCUCCUGUAUUAUUACUAUACAGUAUAUCUAACUCCUUUGUGUUUUUUCUAUUUAUUUAUGUAUUUAUUAAAUUAUUUGUGUAACUUAUUGUGCGGUCUGUUGCUGUGUUUUCAUGAUGUAGCCAAAUUCUUUAAUUUAUAUGGAGACGAUGUGAAGAGGAGGACGGACGGCGUGUUCAUUAUAGCAAUCAAUGACUUUUAUCAGCCGCUCCUCGAUAAAUAAUAAUAAUAAUAACUGAAUGCAAUCAUUGAUUUUAUUUUGUUUCUGUUGUUUUUUUGUAACCCUUAGCUCUUAUACUGCUUCGGAUGUUUCUGCAGUAUUUUGCUAAAUGUCCAAAAAUAAUAAAAACCAAACUGAGAAACAGUU